This is a messenger RNA of Dovyalis caffra, 660 nucleotides long. NCBI's taxonomy places the organism in Eukaryota, Viridiplantae, Streptophyta, Magnoliopsida, Malpighiales, Salicaceae. The record is from the annotation of a GenBank genome assembly.
AUGGAAGACAAAGUGAUCGUACUGGAUUUCUGGUCAAGUUCAUGGGCGAUGAGAGUGAAGGAUGCUUUGGCAGAGAAGGGGAUCGCAUUUGAGUCCCAGGAACAGAACUUGAUAGACAAGAGCCCUCUGCUUCUUGAAAUGAACCCAGUUCAUAAGAUGAUUCCUGUUCUUAUUCACAAUGGGAAGCCCAUUUGCGAGUCAAUUAACAUUGUCCAAUACAUUGAUGAGGUUUGGAAUGGCAAGUCUCCCUUGCUACCCUCAGAUCCUUAUCAGAGAUCCCAAGCCAGAUUCUGGGCUGAUUACGUCGACAAGAAGAUCUAUGGCAAUGCCAAGAAGUUAUGGAAGGAGAAAGGAGAAAAACAAGAGGAGGUAAAGAUGGAGUUUAUAGAAGGAUUGAAAACCCUCGAAGGAGAGCUUGGAGAGAAGCCUUAUUUUGGUGGUGAAGGCUUCGGAUUUGUGGAUGUGGUGUUUGUUCCUGUCACCAGCUGGUUCUACUCUCUUGAGAUUUGUGCGAAAUUCAGCAUCGAAGCUGAGUGUCCAAAGAUCACUGCCUGGAUCAAGAGGUGCAUGGAAAAGGAGAGCGUGUCCAGUUCACUUGCCGAUCCUCAUAAGGUCUAUGACUUUGUUUUGCUGCUUAAGCAGAAAAUGGGUAUAGAAUAG